Messenger RNA from Fusarium redolens, 335 nucleotides. RefSeq lists its product as uncharacterized. Lineage: Eukaryota; Fungi; Ascomycota; Sordariomycetes; Hypocreales; Nectriaceae. The coding region runs from base 11 to 265 and encodes 84 amino acids. The record is from RefSeq and is a predicted model, not a curated record. The transcript has a single exon.
UGAAGUGAAAAUGGUUAUUGCUUUUUUCGUAUUCCGUGCUAAUUGUCUCUUUAUCUCGUUGGGAGCUUUCGCACUCAAUAAGCAUAUGGUGGUGGAGGCGCUGUCUGCAAAUAUUGAUUGGCUCAUGAAGCGCUUUCUCCGUGACUGGGCGCUAAAGGCACACCUGCUGCAGCCCAAUCACAGCUCUGCGCCUUGCAACACGUACGAUUAUGCCCAGCCGUCUUGCGGUUUCGCCGUCUCGCCGGGGUCUACCCCAUACUGUUAGCGCUUAAUCUGGUAUUCUGAUUUGCUCAGCCGGCCUUAAAUGCUGGAAAAUGGGCAGAAGUGGGAACAGG